This is a messenger RNA of Alternaria arborescens, 2448 nucleotides long. RefSeq names its product putative beta-glucosidase G. The record is from RefSeq and is a predicted model, not a curated record. Gene Ontology annotation, biological process: glucan catabolic process. The transcript is spliced from 3 exons. NCBI's taxonomy places the organism in Eukaryota, Fungi, Ascomycota, Dothideomycetes, Pleosporales, Pleosporaceae. Gene Ontology annotation, molecular function: beta-glucosidase activity. The coding region runs from base 1 to 2448 and encodes 815 amino acids.
AUGAUACGAGCACUGUUUUUGGUCGCAUGUGCUACGGCGGCUGCAGCGCAGUUCAAUGUCAAGCACACACAGUAUGGGACAAGUCCACCCGUAUAUCCCUCGCCGCGGACUUGCGGAGCAGGAGGAUGGGAUGCAGCUCUUGAGAAAGCCCAGGCAUUUGUCGCCGAGCUGACAAUCGAAGAAAAGGCUCAGAUGGUCACAGGUACUCCCGGUCCAUGUGUUGGCAACAUUGCGCCGAUUGAGCGACUCAAUUUCAGCGGUCUUUGUCUACACGACGGGCCUCUUGCCAUUCGACAGGCAGUCUCCGUCUCCGUGUUCUCGGCUGGUGUCUCAGCGGCAGCUUCGUGGGAUCGGACGUUGGUUCGUCAGCGUGGGGAGUACAUGGGCGCAGAGUUCAGAGGCAAAGGCGCCCAUGUAGCUCUAGGUCCCGUCGUCGGUGCACUUGGUCGAUCGCCAUUCGGUGGACGCAACUGGGAGGGGUUCAGUCCCGAUGCCUACCUCUCCGGCGUUCUUGUCGAGGAGACCAUCCAUGGAAUGCAGAGCGCCGGCGUCCAGACAUGCACGAAGCACUAUAUCGCAAACGAGCAAGAGAUCCAAAGAAAUCCCUCGGUCGUCAACGGUGUCACGAUCGAGGCUGUCAGUUCCAAUGUAGACGACAAAACCAUGCAUGAAACAUAUCUCUGGCCCUUCGCCAACGCCGUUCGGGCAGGCACAUCUGCUGUGAUGUGCUCGUACCAGCGCAUCAACGGUAGCUACGGUACGCAGUUCGAGUACUGUCAACGAUCUCUGCUGACGAGCCCUCCAGCGUGCCAGAAUAGCAAGACUCUCAACGGGCUGCUGAAAGAAGAACUGGGCUUUCAAGGGUAUGUGAUGAGCGAUUGGCUCGCAACACACUCUGGUAUGGCUUCCAUCGAAGCGGGGCUGGAUAUGAACAUGCCUGGCGGUAUCGGUUUCCUAGAUCUGACCCAAUCGUUCUGGGGCGACAACAUCACUGUUGCCGUGCACAACGGAUCGCUCUCGGAAGAACGAGUCGACGACAUGGUCCUUCGAGUCAUGAUGCCGUAUUUCCAUUUAGGCCAAGACACCGGCUUUCCUCCCAUCGACGGAUACACCCCGCAACUCGGGUUCUUUGGUGCUUCUGGAUAUUCACACAACUUCACGCUAGGCCCGACCGUAGACGUCCGCACCCAGCAGCAUGCGCAACUGAUACGGGAUCUUGGCGCCGCCGGAACGGUAUUGUUGAAGAACACCAACGGAGCGCUGCCUCUGAAGACUCCUAAUACCAUCGGUAUUUUCGGCAACGACGCGGCUGAUCUUACAAGAGGACAGUACUCGCUAGCGACGAUAGGACUCAAUCUGAUGGAUGGCGAUUACGACAUCGGCACGCUGGCAGUCGGGGGCGGUUCUGGCACUGGCCGCUUUUCGUGUGUGGUUUCACCUCUAGAAGCUAUAAAGUCUCGUGGCCAGUCGCAAGGAGCUAUUGUGCAGUACAUCACUGACAAUGGAUACAUUGUUGGAGGAGGUCUCGCUAGCCUGGGCCCUGCGCCACCCGAGGUCUGCAUUGUUUUCCUCAAGUCCUGGGCCAGCGAGGGCGACGACCGCACCACAUUGAUUGCAGAGUGGAACUCUACGGCUGUCGUCGACCGCACAAUAGCCGUCUGUAACAACACCGUGGUGGUGCUCCACGGCGCCGCACCAAACACCAUGCCGUGGCGUGACAACCCGAACGUAACAGCCAUACUGGUAGCGCAUAUGCCAGGCCAGGAGUCCGGGAACUCCAUGGCGGACAUCCUGUGGGGCGACGUGAAUCCGUCCGGCAGGCUGCCCUACACGAUUGCCAGUGAGGAGACCGACUACGCCAAGAACCUGAUCAACAGCACCGAGCUAGCCACCACCACUGAUCCCGAUGCAUGGCAGGCGGAUUUCAUCGAGGGCAACCUGAUCGACUACAAAGAGUUUGAUGCAUGCAAUGCGAGCGUAGCAUUCGAGUUCGGCUUUGGGUUAAGCUACACUACGUUCAACAUCUCCUGCCUGCAGAUCGAGGUCGGCGCGAUCAACGUUUCGCGAAUGCCUGAUCCGGCCACUCCAGUCCAGCCAGGUGGUAAUCCAGAGCUGUGGGCCACUCUGGCUACUAUCAGCGCGACCGUCACAAACACCGGCCCGGUUGCUGGCGCUACAGUGCCCCAGCUGUACCUCUCGUAUCCCCAGGAAGCGAACGCGCCUGUGCGCAGUCUGCGUGGCUUCGAGAAGAUUGCCCUCGAUGCUGGUGCAUCUGGAACUGUGCGGUUCCCCCUGACUCGACGUGACUUGAGUUACUGGGAAACGACUGCGCAAGCAUGGACUCUACCCAUGGGCGAGAUUGGUGUGCACGUUGGGUUCAGUUCCAGGGAUCUGCCACUACAAGGAGAGCUCACUGUUCCCAUCAUCGCGCACACGAGUGGAUCAUGA